This is a messenger RNA of Chlamydomonas reinhardtii, 1821 nucleotides long. RefSeq lists its product as uncharacterized. The coding region runs from base 140 to 823 and encodes 227 amino acids. The record is from RefSeq and is a predicted model, not a curated record. The transcript has 3 exons. Lineage: Eukaryota; Viridiplantae; Chlorophyta; Chlorophyceae; Chlamydomonadales; Chlamydomonadaceae.
ACAUACUCUCAGUAUUGCAGCCGGUGGUGCCGGCUAGUCGUGCCACACUGCGAAGGCCCUCGUGGGCCACUUGCAGCGUACUCUCGACGUGGCGGGCAAUGGCGAUACCCAGCAAGGCUAAGAAAGGCAGUGGGUGCACAUGGUGUUCGAUAUGCCCGAAAAUUUGCAGCUGUAUCACAAAAUCUGUUCGCCGUUCAACGCCAUCCCGGACAACGAGCUGCAGUACUACACCUUCGUGAUGACGAACGGCGCAUGGCAGCCGCUGGCCCUGCUGCAGUCCGAGACUGAGCGCUACUACGUCGUCGAGGCUCUGACGGUGGCACCGGCCAACAACAUGUCGCACCUGACCCACCUCGGAGCAGCACGGCCCCACCGCUGGCUCAGCAGAUUCCGGGACUUCGCCGACCCGGCCAACCACCACCUGAAGUUCGCCUGCGCCCUGGCGCUGCCGGCGGACAAGUGGGAGCUGGACGCGAUCCUGCCGGCCCGCAGCGGCCUGUGCCGCGAGGACAAGUGGCUCAGCGGCCGCUACCCCAACAUGGACGGCCCCAACUAUGAGCACCCGGAGGCGCACACCUACCUGAUGGCCGCUGUGGCCAGCUCCACACGCCCGCCGGAGCGCCUACUGCAGGUCGCGGAGUUCUGCCUCACCGGCAACCAGCUGCCCACGGUGGCCGGCAACAACACACGGGAGCGCAACGCGGUGAAGCCCAACCUGCUGGUGGCGGGCUACCGCAUGGCCACCAUGCCCCAGAUGGCCCUGACCCAGCCCGCCGCGGCGCCGGCCAACAUCAUCGACGAGGACGAGGAGGGCUCUGACUAAACAACCCAAGAACCCCACGACCCACGCCGACCAACCAAGCGCCACGCCCCCCCUGGACCUACCUAUGCGGGCCAGACUGUGGGACAAGAUGGGAGGUCACGGGGGCCUCUACCAGUAGCCGUGCAUGUACCCUGCUGGCGAUCGCAAUAGACGCUAGUGCCAGUGAAGAGACGGUUGAGACAGAUGACUGUUGCAUUGAAGUUACGGCUGUUACUACUGCAAGGUGUGAACACGCGCAACUCGUGUCGAUAGAAGAGCACAGGAAUGAUGCGACGGGCAACCCUAAUCCCGCCCAGGGUAGAUCAAUUGAUUUGGCUUUCCGGACGCAGAAGCUUGGGUUUAACAGGCUGACAACCACUGAAGAGACGGUUGAGAUGGAUGACUGCUGCAAUGAAGCGUCGGCGGCGACUACUGCACGGUGUGGCCACACACAACUCGUGCCGGGAGAAGAGCAGAAUACUAUUGCAAUGGGCAACUAUAACCCUGCCCAGGGUAGAUCAACUGAUUUGGCUUUAAAGACGCAGAAGCCCGGAUUUAACAUGUUGAUAGCCACUGAAGAGAUGGUUGAGACGGGUGUUGGUUGCAGGGAAGUGCCGGUUGAGACUACUGCACGGUGUGACCACAAGCAACCCGUGUCGGCAGACGAGCAGAGUAAUGAUUCCAUGGGCAACUCCAACCCAGCCCAGAGUAGAUCAAUUGAUUUGGCUGUGAAGACGCAGAAGCCCGGGUUCUACAAGCUGAUAGCCACUGAAGAGAUGGUUGAGACAGAUGAUGGCUGCAAGAAAGUGUUGGCUGUGACUACUGCACGGUGUGAACACACGCAGCUCGCGUCGGUAGAAGAGCAGAGUAACGACGCUAUGGGCAACUCCAACCCAGCCCGAGGUAGAUCAGUUGAUCAGGCUUUGAGGACGCAGAAGCUUGGGUUCAACAGGCUGAUAGCGCACCCUAACCAUACAAGCGAUAUGCAAGCUGUGGCAUGCCAGACCCCGGAAAUGACU